AAAACCCAUUUCCCAGCAUGGAUCUGGGCCCCACACAAGUUAGAUCGAACGGUGAUGGUAUUGGCCCAUGGGCCUCAUUACCUCAGGCCCACUCGUGCCUCUUUCAGUGGGGGCCCGCUCCUCACCCCGCUGGCUUAGCGGGUCCGGGUGUGUGGGGUGGGGAAGCGAGGCGAAACCCGACCCGUUAUCAGCUGCCUCUUCCUUCCUUGGCCUCUCCACUCUCCUCUCCUCUCGCCAUGACGCGUGCCUCGCCCUUCCCUCUCCGCAUCCAAGCAACCGCGGCGUCCACGGCGCGCCACCGCCAUGACCAGGCAAGCACCCCCCGAGCACGCGUGCUCUCGCUUGUCACACCUCCCCGCCGCUCUGAUUCGACCGCACUCGCGUUUCUUGGUUUCAGGUGCGACACCGCGGCGGCGGCGGCGCCGGGUCCUUCAGGCGAGGAACGGACGGGGCGGCGGAGCGGGGAAGAAGAAGAAGAAGAAGAACACGCGGGAAUGGACGCGCCCGUGGCAGUGGCGGUGCCACCGCAGCCGCAGCCGCAGCAGCCUCCGGCUCCGGCGGCGGCGCCGCCUUACCGGUGGUCGAGGGCGGUGGCGAGAUCGCCCGCGGCGUGGAUGAGGCUGGGGGUUGGAGGUCUUCUUGUGGGGUCGAUCAUCUUCGCCUUCUACGAGUGGGGGCUCCCCUUGUUGUCAGAAAAGGUGCUGUUGCCGAUAAUGCGAUGGGAGGCAAGAUCUUUUGGGCGCCAUCUGUUGGCUAUUGUGCUCAUUGCUUCUCUGGCCAUCUUCCCGGUUGUCCUCCUGCCUUCUAGCCCCUCUAUGUGGUUGACUGGAAUAAUAUUCGGCUAUGGCUUCGGUUUCUUGAUCAUCAUGGUUGGGACAGCCAUUGGAAUGUCGAUACCGUAUUUCAUCGGUUCAUUGUUCCGUGAACGGUUACAUGAAUGGUUAGAGAAGAAAUGGCCUAGGGAGAUAGCUCUGGUUAAGCUGGCAAGCAAAGGGAGUUGGUUCAAGCAAUUCCGGGUGAUUGUGUUGUUAAGAAUCUCACCCUUCCCAUAUUCAAUGCUUAACUACACUGUGACUGUCACCCAGAUAAAGUACGGCCCUUACAUAUGCGGCUCAGUUGUUGGAAUGGUACCUGACGCCUUAGUCAACAUCUACAGUGGUCGGCUGAUACUCACACUUGCAGGCCUGAAAUACCACAACCAUAGAUUGACAACUGUGGAGAUUGUGUACAAUGUUAUCUCUAUUACUGUCGCCUUUCUUGUAGCGAUUGGAUUUACAGUCUACGCAAAAAGAGCAUUGGAUGAAAUGGAAAGAUCAGAGGGCACAUGCCCUGAACCUGCCGGUAUUGCUCAUGGCUCAACUGAACUCAGAGCUCACCAUCAAGAAUGUUCAAAUUCCAGCUCUGUACCAAUAGAUGUUGUAUAGUAAUUUCUUUUACCGUAAGAACACACGCAAUCGCUUCAGAUGUCCAGAUUUACAAAGGGGUCAUCAGAGAACAAAAUAGAAGGCAAGGCUUCUAAUAAGGUGCAAAUCUACUUCAACAAUGUGGAUUUGUUCGAUUGAUAGUGUGAGUCAAUGUAAAUACAAACAUAGUACAAGAACAGAAAAUAAAAGGGAGUAGAGUGUUAAAAUGGAUUUUAUCUAAAUUAAAAGGCAUUUCCACUGGUUUCAGCAAUUUGUGUGUGCCUGCUGUUUCUCAAAUAUUGUCAUGGUGUUAACUGCUAAGCAGUGGAUUUUCAAUCAUUCAUUUUGUGGGUGGAUUUUUA
Messenger RNA from Oryza sativa Japonica Group (Japanese rice), 1765 nucleotides. NCBI's taxonomy places the organism in Eukaryota, Viridiplantae, Streptophyta, Magnoliopsida, Poales, Poaceae. The record is from RefSeq and is a predicted model, not a curated record.